Rhagoletis zephyria (snowberry fruit fly) is the source of this 782-nucleotide messenger RNA. RefSeq lists its product as uncharacterized. The record is from RefSeq and is a predicted model, not a curated record. Lineage: Eukaryota; Metazoa; Arthropoda; Insecta; Diptera; Tephritidae.
UUAGUGGCAUCGCUUGCUUUGUUUUGAUUCUAGUGUCAUCGCAUAUAAACAAACGUCAUUUAAAAAUUGUUCAAUCAAAAAAUGAACGCCAAAAAAAUAUCUUGCUAAAUUGAAAAGUUUGAUAAAAAUUUCAAAAAUACCGCAUAGUCUGAGAAUGUCCAAUGAAAAGAAGAUAGUUACCACAGCUGGACCGCCAUCAGCGCCCGUUGCCCUCAAUGGCGCUGCAGCCAGUGGCUUCAAUCAUCGCCCACCGCCUCCUUCCUACGAAGAGAGCCAGCGCAUGUAUGUAGCAGCUGCUGCUAAUCGGGUGGCACCAAACCAUAUGCCUAAUUCAUACAUGCCAACAUACAAUUAUAAUGCUCAGCAACAUCAAAUGCAGACGCCCAAUUAUUCAGCACACUAUGCUGCGCCACCACCACAGUACUACCAACAUCAUUAUGUGACUGCAACUGCUCCGGCUACGUUCAACACAACACAAGCAGUAAAAGAGCCUCAUGUAUUAUCGUUAGCUGCGGGCGCUAAGAUACGAACGACUGCAACCGGAGCAGUAAGCAUACCGCCACCACCACCAGGUUACGCACCGACUGCGGCCCAAUAUGCCGCCAUGCAAGGACAACCUGUCGUUUUGAAGAAAACAAAGCGGUCGUUCUUCUAAGGGGAAAUCCAAACAUAUAUAUAUAUAUAUAUAUAUAUGUAUAAACAUUAUAUAGACAUUGUGGACAGAGGAAAAAAGCUAUAGUCUUGUGUAUUAAUGGAGUAUUUCGAUUUAAUUAUUGAAUUAU